AUGGCUCCCCUGCUCCUGCUCCUCCUCCUCCCCGUCCAGCUCCUCCUCGCCGUAGCCGAUGCCGUCCCCGAUUCCUGCACCAAAGCCACAUGCGGCGACCAAGACAUCCACUACCCGUUCUGGCUCAAUUCCUCUACGCCGGACUGCGGCUACCACCUGAUCGGCCUUGUCUGCGAGGGCAACUCGACGCUGAUCCUCCCCUUCAAGUCCCACAGAUACAUAGUAUCCAGCAUCGACUACAAGACGCAUACCGUCCUGGUCUCCGACGCCGACAUCGCCGACGAGUACGGGGCCGGCUGCCCGCGGCUCCACGUGAACGUCACCAUCGACACCGUCUGGCUGCGGCUCGCGCCCUCCGAUUCCAACAUCACCUUCCUCUACAGCUGCAAGAGGAACAUUACCCUGUCAUCUGCCGUGGAGUUGAGUGGGUGCCAACCACAACAACAAGAUGGCAAUAGGUCGUACGUGCUGUGGGAUGGUGGGAUCACGGGUGCUGAGGCGUACGAGUUCGAGUGCGAGGAGGUGGUGGUGGCGCCGGUGCUGGAUGUACACAAGAAGGCAGUCGUGGGCGCGCCUGGCGGUCCGCCUCCGGGGAACGGAUCCUUCCGUGAGGUGCUGCAGGGCGGGUUCGAGUUGAACUACGACACCCACAACCACCAGUGCGACCGAUGCGAGGGCUCCGGCGGAUGGUGCGGCUACCAGCGCGACGAGACGCACGCCGGCGGCUUGACGUUCACCUGUUUCUGCGAGGGCGGCCCGACCUCGGAUCGAUGCGUACCAAGUCUCCCCGUCCUCCUCUUCGUCUUCCUCGCCGUCCAUGUCCCUGUUACCCAUGCCGACCCUCCUCUUCCGAGCACUUACGACGUCUCCAUGUGCUCGGAAUCCUUCUCGUGCGGCGUCGUCGAAAUCCGCUACCCGUUCUAUCUUGCCAACGCAACCGAAGCAACCGCCGAUUACAGCGGGAACUUCUCUUGCGGCUACACCGACUUGAGCAUUUCCUGCAAACUCGAGGGGCAGACCUGGAUCCCUACCAUCCGUCUCGACGGCGACGACUACACCGUCGAGAACAUAUCCUACCACUACGACCGUCAGACCAUCCUACUGGUGGACAGCGAUGUGCUCGGAGGCGCAGGCGGCGACUGCCCUGCUGUCCGCCAUGAAGUCAGCUUCAACGAGACAUGGCUGCAUAGCAGCAGCUACAACGACAACCUCACCUUCCUCUUCGGCUGCGACCCACGCGGUCCCGUGCCGCCUGAAUUCGACGCAUACAAAAUCAACUGCACGCAGUUCAAGAGUCCGCCAGGUGCUGCCCCAGGAGACUCCUUCGUGGUCAUUAUGACUGAUGAGCAUGACAGGUAUCUGGAGCAAGAAUUGGCUACGAAGUGCGGCAACACCAUGAUUAUCACCGUGCCAGUGAGAGGCGAUGUUCUGAUGGCAGCAAGUUAUAACAAGAGCAACUUCACAAGCGGCGGAUACGGGGGCGUGCUUAAGGGUGGGUUCGAGUUGGAAUGGAGCCGUAUCACAGAGGAUGGGUGUCACCUGUGCGAGGCGUCGAACGGGCAAUGCGCCUAUAGCCAGGUUGGGGACUUCCUGGGCUGCUUGUGCCACGGAGGGAAGGCGGGCUGGCCGGACUGCGAACACAUCGUCCCUGCGACUGCGAGCACCGCAACUGCAUCACGGUCAAAAAAGAAAACAGCAAUUAUUGCAGGUGUCGUGGCUGGUGGUGCUGGUGUUGCAGGGCUUGCCGCUGCCAUAUUUUUGUUCAUGCGCAAGAGGAAGCAGAAGAAAGUGAUCAACUCAUCUUCGAAGCUCCUCAAGUACAGCGGCUCUGAUGGGACCCCGCGUUCUCGGGUCGGCGACGUGGAGUCCGGCAGCAUCGAGGACCCGCCAACGCACCUCUUCACCUACGAGGAGCUCGAGGAGGCCACCAACUGCUUCAAUGAAAACAGAGAACUCGGUGAUGGUGGCUUCGGCACCGUCUACAAAGGGUACCUCAAGGACGGGCGCGUGGUGGCGGUGAAGCGGCUGUACAACAACAGCUACCGGCGCGUGGAGCAGUUCCAGAACGAGGCGGCCAUCCUGUCCGGGCUGCGCCACCCGAACCUGGUCAUGUUCUACGGCUGCACGUCCAGCCAGAGCCGCGAGCUGCUGCUGGUGUACGAGUUCGUGGCCAACGGCACGGUCGCCGACCACCUGCACGGGCAGCGAGCCCCCGAGCGCGCCCUCUCGUGGCCGCUCCGCCUCAGCAUCGCCGUGGAGUCCGCCACGGCGCUCACCUACCUGCACGCCAUCGAGCCGCCCGUCGUGCACCGCGACGUCAAGACCACCAACAUCCUCCUGGACGCCGACUACCACGUCAAGGUCGCCGACUUCGGCCUCUCCCGCCUCUUCCCCCUCGACGUCACGCACGUCUCCACCGCUCCCCAGGGCACACCAGGGUAUGUAGAUCCAGAGUACCACCAGUGCUACCAGCUGACGGACAAGAGCGACGUCUACAGUUUCGGAGUGGUGCUGGCGGAGCUCAUCUCGUCGAAGCCCGCCGUCGACAUCACCCGACACCGCAACGAGAUCAACCUGGCCGGCAUGGCCAUCAGCAAGAUCCAGAAGUGCCAGCUGGAGGAGCUCGUCGACCUCGGCCUGGGCUACGAGACCGACCCGGCCACCAAGAAGAUGAUGACCAUGGUCGCGGAGCUGGCCUUCCGUUGCCUGCAGCAGAACGGCGAGAUGCGCCCGCCCAUCAAGGAGGUGCUCGAGGUGCUCAGGAGCAUUCAGGGUGAAUACCUGAUGGAGAAGGACGGAGACAAGAAGAACAAGGACGGGCCCGUGUCUCCCACCACGGUUCAUGCUCCGUGGGACAGCAGGACCACCACGCCCAACACCAGCAAGGACUAG
This is a messenger RNA of Miscanthus lutarioriparius, 2892 nucleotides long. The record is from the annotation of a GenBank genome assembly. NCBI's taxonomy places the organism in Eukaryota, Viridiplantae, Streptophyta, Magnoliopsida, Poales, Poaceae.